AUGAUUGUGGCAGUUGCCUACGUCGGCGAGCAGCCUCGCCAUAUUCGUCUAGCCUUGGAAUAUUCGCCUCGCUAUCGCCGCUCCUCCUGUGCGUCAUCGCGUCGCUUUCGUCGCCUCGCCAAGCAGCCACAAGAAUUCGAGCGAAAAUUACAGGUUAAGCCUGAGGCAGAGCGGCAGCGCCGGCAGAGGGGUGGCAGGUUAGACCUAUGGCAGAGAGGCGGCGGCAGAGAGGUGGCGGGAUAUUCCUGUGGCAGAGAAACGGAGGCAGAAGCGUGGCGGGAUUUGCCUGUGGCAGAGAAACGGAUCCAGAAGCGUGGCGGGAUAUGCCUGUGGCAGAGAGGCGGCGGCAGAGAGGCGGCGGCAGAGACGCGAGCAGGCAGGCGAGGUACAAUUACAAAGCUUUUUUCGGAGACUGAGGCGGAGAAGCACGGCAGAGUGGCGGAGAAGCACGGCAGAGUGGCGGAGAAGCACAGCAGAGUGGCGGAGAAGCACAGCAGAGUGGCGGAGAAGCAGAGGCGGAGAAGCAGAGGCGGAUACGCGGAAGCAGAUGUUUAG
Gryllus bimaculatus (two-spotted cricket) is the source of this 555-nucleotide messenger RNA. The record is from the annotation of a GenBank genome assembly. NCBI's taxonomy places the organism in Eukaryota, Metazoa, Arthropoda, Insecta, Orthoptera, Gryllidae.